Daktulosphaira vitifoliae (grape phylloxera) is the source of this 2511-nucleotide messenger RNA. RefSeq names its product cleavage and polyadenylation specificity factor subunit 5 (gene Cpsf5). Bases 324 to 929 code for a protein of 201 amino acids. Gene Ontology annotation, molecular function: mRNA binding. The transcript is spliced from 5 exons. Gene Ontology annotation, cellular component: mRNA cleavage factor complex. NCBI's taxonomy places the organism in Eukaryota, Metazoa, Arthropoda, Insecta, Hemiptera, Phylloxeridae. The record is from RefSeq and is a predicted model, not a curated record.
AUGUUCAUGGACAUCAAUAAAAUAAAAUGUCGCCAUCUUGUUUACAUAUGUCCAUUGCCGCAUUAGGUUUUCGGUGUUUACAAGAUUAUAUUCAAGUGAAGGCGUCUUUAUUUUAUAAGUUUUUUUGUCUUAUGAAUUUUAAUUCAUAUUUAUCUAACUAUUAGUUUGUUAAUCAUUAAGUGAUUAUCUUCCGAACUAAUAUUUUAGAUCUGUGUUAUUAAAGUUGUGUAAGAACACAAUUUAAUUAUAAAUUGUUUGUUUUACGUUGAAUUAUUAGUACUAUUAUAGCUAUUUAACACCAAUUAAUUUUACUAGAGAUUAUUAUGGCUCUAAGCACAAGCCAGCCUAUACAAAAUAAUGUGCAAUCAUCACCUGGUACUGGUUGGCCCAGACGUACUGCAACUUUAAAAUCAUCGACUUGUCCAUCUCUAAAUAGACACAUUAAUUUAUACCCAUUAUCAAAUUAUAAAUUUGGUACCAAAGAACCUUUAUUUGAAAAGGAUCCAUCAGUACCUGCAAGGUUUCAACGGAUGCGUGAUGAAUUUGAAAAAAUAGGAAUGAGACGAAGUGUUGAAGGUGUUCUUAUUGUACACAAGCAUGGAUUACCACAUGUACUCUUAUUACAACUAGGCACUACUUUCUUUAAAUUACCUGGUGGUGAGUUGAAUCCCGGUGAAGAUGAAGUUGAAGGACUUAAACGAUUAUUAACUGAGACAUUAGGAAGACAAGAUGGUGUUCAACCGGAAUGGACUGUUGAGGAUACCAUAGGAAAUUGGUGGCGGCCUAAUUUUGAGCCUCCCACUUACCCAUAUAUACCACCUCAUAUAACUAAGCCUAAAGAGCAUAAAAGACUAUUUUUAGUUCAGCUACCUGACAAAGUUCUCAAUGGCAACAUGAUUUGCUGGUUCAAAAAGGAUCAUCCCAGUUGAUUGUUAAUCUUCAAAUACAAGAUUGUUAUGAUUUUUUUUUUUUUUUUUUCAAAAAAUAAAUUUAUCCAAUGAGACUUUCUUGAUAGGAUUUUCUCUUGGGAGAAAAAAGUGAAUUUGAAGCCCUGAUUUUUACUAUAAACUUGUGAAUACAAGUUUAGUUGGUUUAAUCCAAAGUAUUCUAACAUUUUUAUUCAUGUGAAAUUCUGUUUAGGAUACUGACUCAUAUUUAUUUUCUGUCUUACUAAAUUUUACUUUUCAUAUUUUUAAUUAAUUUUUAUAUAUAAUAUUGUUUUUUCUGAAUUUUAUCCCACACUUAACUUAUUUUAAAGAAUAGAGUUAUUCAAGUUGUUUUCUACAUAAAUAGUCUUAUAAAAUAUAAUAAAAAAACAUGUAAACCACAGUUGAAUAUUUUAAUUUGGUGCAAAUAUUAAAUUGUAUUAUUAGAAGUGAAAAUUCUGUUUAACAGAUAAAAAACCUUUUAUGAUAAUUGUGCAAUCAUAAUUUAUUCUGUUAUAAAUAUUUAACUCUUAUUAUUUGUUGUAAAGUUUAUUAUAUGAAUAUUAAAAGUAAACAUAUGAGGCCAAAGUUAAUUGUUAUCAAUGCAAUAAUAACAAAAAGGUUAUUUAAUGCAACUGAUUAGUGGUAUAAAUCUAUAUAUAAUAUAUAUAGUAGUUAAAUGCUUUUUUAUAUAAACAUUAAAAUUUUCUCUUGGGUGUGUUAUUAAAUUAAUACAUUAAAUAUAUUUUAAACACAUUUAAUUGAUAUGUGUUUAACAUAACCUGUAUUUCGUAAUUGUGUUUAUCAAUUGUCUGUGUGUAGGUUUUAGUAUAUUUACUAUUGAUCAUCUAAAAUUUAAAAUAAUUUUUUUAAUUUAGCUGUUUGAUUUCUUGUAAAAUAAAAAGUUCAAAAGAUAUCUUUUUAAAUAUGGUGAAUACUUGAAAAUUUAAUAUUUACUUGUUUCUUCAUUUUGUUGUUUAGUUUCAUAAAAGAAAAAAAUAUCUAUAUGGAGCAGUUCUAACUAAUAAUUCUUAAUAUUGGUUAUUAAAAUAUCAUGACAUUUUUUAAAACAAUUUUUCCAUUGUUAGACUAUAUUAAAAACAUGUUUUUUAUUUUUAUUAUUUCUGGAAUUUCAAAAAAAUUUCAUUUUUAGCUUUUUCUUAUAAAAAGUUUUCAUAGGUUGAUGACAACCUAAGAAUAUUUUUUUUUAUGUUGGUAGCAUUUUAAUUAAUAUGUAAUGUUGGUAUGUAGUACAGGUAGAGUAUGCUUUUAAAUAUACGCCAGUUCAAACUUUACCCACCAGUGCUACAUACUCCCUAUUUAUUAAAAUACAUGUAACUCAAUAAGUACUUACCUUAAAGUUGUUAUUGAUCUAUCAACAAUUUUUGUAAGAAAAGAAAAAAUAUUUUUUUUUAUUGUUAAAAAUAAAUUAUUAAAAUAUAUUUUUAAUAUAGUCUAAGAAUACAAAAACUAUUAAAAAAAAAUUAAAGCAAAGUUUUAUUUGUAUCAAAAGUUUUAAGAAUUGUCAGUUACAAAUGUUCUGCCUGUACAAGGUGAUUAUUUAUUAUAAACUACUCGAUUACUC